Molecule: messenger RNA, 2013 nt
Organism: Prunus armeniaca (apricot)
Lineage: Eukaryota; Viridiplantae; Streptophyta; Magnoliopsida; Rosales; Rosaceae
Source: the annotation of a GenBank genome assembly
AUGGAACACCAACAACAACAACAACAACAACAACAACGUAACAAGAAGAACAUCAUGGUAAUGAUGAUGCUUCGCGCAUCAUCGUUGUCUCGUACCAUGAUCAUGUUCUUCGUUCUCGUGUUGUUGAAUGUUCGUGUUGCCUCUUCUGCUGGGCCUUCUGAUAGCGAAACCCUCCUCAAGUUCAAGGAUUCCUUGAAGAACACGGAUGGAUUGACCAAUUGGAAAAGUUCGUCCAUUCCAUGCAACGGAGCAGUGUCGAAUUGGGUUGGAAUUCGUUGCGAUGGAAAGGGGAGAGUUUGGGGUCUGCAGCUUGAGAAAAUGGGGCUCAAUGGUGACAUCAAUGUGGACAUGCUCAAGGACCUGCCUGACUUACGAACCAUAAGCUUUAUGAAGAACAACUUUGAUGGUCCCAUGCCUGAUUUGAGGAAACUUACUGCCUUGAAAACUGUCUACUUGUCCGAUAACAAAUUCUCCGGGGCCAUUCCACCCGAUUGGUUCGGGGGAAUGUCUUCGUUGAAAAAGGUUCACUUGGCGAAUAAUCAGUUUACGGGGGAGAUUCCUAGGUCGUUGACAGGUUUGGACAAGCUGGUGGAGCUGAGUCUCGAAAAUAACAAAUUUAACGGCAAAAUACCAGAUUUUAGGCAGCCCGCCGGGUUCACAACCUUUAAUGUGUCUAACAACAAAUUGGAGGGUGAGAUCCCGGAAGGCCUUCGAAAGUUGGAUGCAAGCUCCUUUGCUGGUAAUGAAGAUCUAUGUGGAGGGACAUUAAAAGCUUGCCCCUCAAAGAAGCCCGCAACCUGGAGUAUCGUGGUGGUUGUGAUCAUUGUAAUAGUAGCACUCGCAGCCAUUGCUAUUGCAGCGUUCUUCAUCCUCAGACGCCGCAACAAAGCAUCUGAAUCAUCAAUAGAGGAUCCACCGCCAUCAACAGCAACUGUCCAGAACAGAUCAGUUCGAAACGAACCAGAGCAACAAGCAAGUGCUCCAGGCUCACCCGAAAAUUUGAAUGGGAGAGAAGUAAAUGGAAAGCAUAACAAGGCUGAUCAGAGCUUGAAGCUUUCCUUUGUGAGAGAUGACAGGGAGAGGUUUGAUAUGCAAGACUUGCUGAGAGCCUCGGCCGAGGUGUUGGGCAGUGGUUGUUUUGGGUCUUCUUACAAGGCUGCUUUGCUGAGUGGACCAGUGAUGGUUGUGAAGAGGUAUAAGCAGAUGAACAAUGUAGGAAAAGAGGAGUUCCAAGAGCAUAUGAGAAGGAUAGGGAGAUUGGCACAUCCUAAUUUGCUUCCACUUGUGGCUUAUUAUUAUAAGAAGGAAGAGAAGCUCUUGAUUUCUGACCAUGUUCAAAAGGGUAGCUUGGCUGUUCAUCUUCAUGGACACCAAACCGUAGGCCAACCAAGCUUAGACUGGCAAACCCGUUUGAAGAUUGUCAAAGGAGUAGCCCAGGGCUUACGAUAUCUAUACCAUGAGCUUCCCAGCCUAGUUGCAUCACACGGCCAUCUCAAAUCCUCAAAUGUCCUUCUCAACGAGUCCUACGAGCCCCUCCUCACUGACUACGGCCUCAUCCCGGUGGUGAACCAAGAGCAUGCUCACACCCUCAUGGUGGCCUACAAGUCCCCAGAGUACAUGCAAAGCAAGCGCAUCACGAAGAAGACUGACGUGUGGAGCUUCGGUGUGCUGAUCUUGGAGAUCUUAACUGGGAAGUUGCCCACCAACUUUUUGCAGCAUGGGAAGGGAAGUGAGGAGGACUUGGCGAGCUGGGUCAACUCGGUGCCUCAGGACGAGUGGUUCAGUCAGGUGUUUGAUAGAGAUAUGGGGGCAGGCAAGAAUAGUGAGGGGGAGAUGCUCAAGCUCUUGAACAUUGGGUUGGGUUGUUGUGAAGGGGAGGUGGAGAAGAGAUGGGAUUUGAAAGAGGUUGUGGAGAGGAUUGAAGAGGUGAAAGAGAGAGAUAACAAUCAUGGCGAUGAAGAUUUUUUAUCUUCUUGUGCUAGCGAAGGCGACAUGACGAAGAUACUUGGUUGA